UAUGGUAAAAACAUUAUAAACCUUCACUCGUAUGCAAGCAUCUCUAACCGUCUGACUGAGCAGUUAAAUAGAUCGCUUGCAUCUCAAAGCCACCCUGGUAACGUAAUUGUUAAUGUAUGUGUCAUACAAGCUCACGGGCGUCAAGGAUAACCGCUGGACAUAGUAAUAUAAAUAUUUGGUAAAAGAAGUACCUCUUUCUAUUACUUUUUACGUAUGCUCGUGUGAUAACACAAACUGAAUAAAGAUAUUUGUGAUCGAUUUAGCAAUAAAUUUGUGUGUAUUGGCAGUGGGAUUAUCUUCGAUUGCUAUAGAUUCAUUUCAAGAUGCUACCGGCAAAGACGCCGUUCCCAAACAUUUUAAAGAACCACCGAUUCCUAUUCUUGGGAACGUCAUCACUAACAUUCGGUUUGGUAAUCCUCCUCCUUAAGUCGUGGAUAAUAGAGGUGCUAACGGCUUCGGUAAUCGUUUUACAACCGAACAACGCACUGGAGGGUUUCUGGAGGAAGACGCCAGUCGAUCUACCGACGAAUGUGUACUUUUUUAACUGGACAAAUCCCGAGGCGAUUCACGAUUUUAAAAUAAAACCCCAAUUUGAGGAGGUGGGACCGUAUAAAUUUAAGCAAAAGUUGGAAAAGGUCAAUAUUGUCUGGAACGAUAAUAAUACGGUCACCUACAAUCAGAUGAGAACAUUUUCCUACGACAACGAAGAGGAGAAUGGAGAUUUGUCCGACAUGAUUACAUCAAUAAAUGCUGUUACUUUGGCUUGUGCUCAUUACAUUCAGAACUGGAACUACUUCCUUAAACGCGGAGCUUCAAUGGUCUUCUCGGCGGUAUACCCCACGGUGGACACUACGCGAUCGGCAAAUCAGUUACUACUGGAGGGCUAUGACGAUAUAAUCGUCGACAUAGCAAAGAUGUUACCAUUUAUCGCGUCCGAAAUUCCGCGCUUCGAUAAGUUCGGUUGGCUUUUCAUCCUGAACGGCACGUCCGCCUUCGAAGGUGCAAUCAAUAUGGACGAUGGCGAGAUGGGGAAUUUCGAAAUUCGCCAGUGGAACUACGAAAGCAAAUUGACACAGUUUACCGGUUCGUGUGCGGAAUUAGGCCGGUCAUCGGCAGGCGAAUUGUACCCUCAUACCAUCAAACGGGAGUAUAUUGAAGUAUUUAUUCCCCAGUUUUGCCGAAAUUUAAGAUUUGACUACGUGGGAAAUGUCACGGUGGAUGGUAUUUCGGGUUACAAAUUUGCAAUCGGUGCUGGAGUUCUGGACAAUGGUACAUUGAUACCGGAAAACAAGUGCUACUGUGCAGGCAAAUGCAUACCAUCUGGUGUUUUUAACAUUUCGUCCUGCAGAUACGGUUUGCCAACCUAUGGUUCCCUUCCACAUUUUUAUGGCGCCGAUCAGUAUUACUUAGAGAAUGUGGAAGGGCUGCAACCUCGAGAAGAUAAGCACCAAUCGUACAUUAUUCUUGAACCCACCACCGGAGCACCAAUUGAAGCUGCGCUACGAAUCCAGCUAAACAUGUACCUGCACCCCAUAGAUAGCAUAAUGGUAUACGAGGACGUUCCCGAGCUCUACUUCCCAUUACUGUGGGUCGAAACUUCGGCUUCGUUGCCACACUACAUGAAGAUAUUGCUGAAAAUAUAUCUAAUUUCUCCUCAAAUAAUGCUAGGCGCAUCCCUAGCACUGACACUGCUUGGAUUGUAUAUGUUACUGUUUAUUGCGUAUAAACCAUUCUUUGUAUCAUUCUACAAACAUUUACAUCGCAAGAAGCGAAAUCAGCCGGUAAAGUCGGAAGAAGUACCCCUACGAUGUGAUGUAGAAAUAGCAUUCGCUAAUUGUGCUAUUGAGAACGAUGAGUGGGAGAAACCGUUGGUUAACAAAUUUACAUUGCGAUAAUCGAUGUUCUGCGUCAAGGUAGAAGACAAUCCGGAGUGUAGCUAAUACUUAGAAUGCCAUUUCAGGUAAAUGUGUUGUCGAUAGAACCAACCCUUGUUAUUUGUAAGUGUAUUUUGUUUAGCUCUCUGUAGACAAGUUUUUAAAUAUACGUAUACUCUGUUUUUUAA
Messenger RNA from Photinus pyralis (common eastern firefly), 2062 nucleotides. RefSeq names its product protein peste-like. NCBI's taxonomy places the organism in Eukaryota, Metazoa, Arthropoda, Insecta, Coleoptera, Lampyridae. The coding region runs from base 324 to 1895 and encodes 523 amino acids. Gene Ontology annotation, cellular component: cytoplasm; membrane. Gene Ontology annotation, molecular function: scavenger receptor activity. The transcript is spliced from 7 exons. The record is from RefSeq and is a predicted model, not a curated record.